Messenger RNA from Leptidea sinapis, 2622 nucleotides. It is a transcript of the gene DIP-gamma, whose product is annotated as limbic system-associated membrane protein. Lineage: Eukaryota; Metazoa; Arthropoda; Insecta; Lepidoptera; Pieridae. The record is from RefSeq and is a predicted model, not a curated record. The transcript has 10 exons. Bases 259 to 1416 code for a protein of 385 amino acids. Gene Ontology annotation, cellular component: neuron projection.
CGCUACGAAGCGGUUGUGUACGGCUUGAUCGUGUAGUUCACGGCGAGAAAUACGAUGUGAUUUAUAUAUUUCUAUUGAUAAUUGAAAAGCUUUUAUCAGUGUCGGAAAUUAUUUGCAACUGUGUUUUCUUUGUGUUCGGACGAAACAACAGCGCCAUUCUACAAAGCAGAAAAUAUAUUUAAUAACAUUGCUCAUGCGCUAGUGAACCGUGUGUGUAUAUAAAUAAAGACUAUAAUUGUAAUGAGUGAAUAGUACGUAAUGAGGACUGAACGGUCGUGUUUUUGGACGAUGUUGCAAGCAGUGGCUCUUCUACCAACCAUGGCUCUGAAAGAUUCACACACAACAAAGAAGUUUUCAGAAGAGCCUGAGUUCGAGAGGCCGAUAGGGAACCACACAUUCUUUCUUGGAAGAGAAGCUGUUCUUGGCUGCUCUGUUCUCAAUCUUGGGAAGCACAAAGUUGGCUGGCUUCGUGCUGAAGAUCAGACGGUACUGACGAUGCACGAGCGAGCUGUUCUUGGGUCAAGGUACGCGGUCAACAUGGAUCCUCCACGGACUUGGCAGCUCCGGAUCAGACCACUGCGAGCUGAAGAUAGAGGCUGCUAUAUGUGCCAAAUUAACACGCAGCCCACCAUGACAUGGCAGAUUGGAUGUAUUGAUGUCUUCGUUCCUCCGGACAUCAUGAGUGACGAUACUUCAGGGGAUGUGUCGGUUCAGGAGUUGGAAAACGCUACCUUGACCUGCCGAGCCACUGGUCAUCCCGCACCUAAGAUCACAUGGAGAAGAGAGGACCACGAACCUAUAUUGUUGAAAAAACCCAUGUCCAGGGAGUUUGAGAAAGUCGAGAGCUAUGUGGGCAGUUCCAUGCCACUGUGGCGGGUGGAUCGACGACAGAUGGGGGCGUUCUUAUGCAUCGCGUCCAACGACGUGCCGCCAGCAGUCAGCAAACGAAUCACGCUCAAUGUUAAUUUUGCACCGACAGUGAAAGUGCCAAACCAGCUCCUGGGUGCACCGCUUGGUACGGACGUCAAACUGAAGUGCUACGUGGAAGCCUAUCCCAACACCAUCAACUACUGGAUCAAGAACAGAGGAGAGAUGUUGCUUGACGGGCCAAAAUAUACAAUACGAGAAGAAAAAUCAUCGUACAAAGUGUCAAUGUGGUUGACAAUACGACAGUUUUCCAAGAGUGACAUUGGGACGUAUAACUGUGUGAGCACCAACUCUCUUGGCAAGAGUGAAGGAACACUAAGGUUGUACGAAAUCAAAUUAAACUCACCAGAGGACUUCAGUAACCAAAUAAGCAUCGCUGGAGGUCUAACAGAAGCUGCAAAGGGAAACUCAAAUGAAACAUUGUUUAUAACGAGGACUUUAAUAUUGAUAUCAUUAUUUUGUGCCGUUUAUCUCAAUGUAACCUGUUAGUCAUUGUUAGUGGGUACUUGAUUGUAAGAUUUUAUUCUUAUCAUUCAGGAAUGAAAUGUUAAAGAUGCUCUUAACAAAACAUUUCUUCUUCUCUGGAUGGAUGGCAUCACUGUUGUCAUUCCUUGGAUUUAUUCUUGAACCAAUAGUGGUGAUAAUUUACUUAUGUGACAUUUCCCACUUGAGAUCUUUUGAUCUACUAUACGAUAAAUUAAUUACAUGCCUAUUAUUCGCCACAUUUUCAAAACUCAAAUAGAUCACAAAUUAAGAAAAUCUGAAUUACUCUUUUAAAUUAUCAAAUGUUUUAAUGUAAUGUGUGUGUUAGAUAGCAAGGAGAAAAUAAUAGAACAUAUUAUUGUUAGAUAUUCUAUAUAAUUAUAUUAUUAUUCUUUGUUGAUAUAAUAUUACGAGAAAACGUGAUGCAAAUACAAUAAUUCAAUAAAAAUAUAAACAUUAAAAAUUACUGAUGCAAUUCUCACCAAAAGUAACACUUCAACUUUACAGCUAACCAAUUUUAUUCCAAUACCGUACAGCUCAUAAAUAUAAGUUUAUUAUUCAUUUUGUACAGUCAAGUGCCCUAUAAAUGUAAAUAGGCGAGGUUUAUGCUUUAAAAGUAAUUUAAUUACAUGUUCUGAAUAUGUACGGUAAUGUAUAUUAUAUUAUGUACUGUAAAUAUUAUUUAUAAGCUGUUUUUGUUAUGUUAUUUAAUAGUACAUAGAAGUUGGCAAGUUGGGUUUUUGAUUUAUUAUUAAUUUUUAUAUCAUACAAAAAAAGCUAAUGUAAUAUCGAUAGCAUAUUUAUUGAGAUACAAGUUUAAAGAAAUACAGCGUUUGAAAUCUUCUUUUAUGUAAAAUGUUUUUACUCUUUGUGAAUACUUUAAAACUAUCGAAUACCUAAUAGAACGGAUUGAAACAGUAAAAUAAAAAAAUCAAAAGUAAUAUAAAAUAUAUCUAUCAUUUUCAUUUACUCGGUCAUUUGAUAUUACUUACGAAAACUUUUGUGAAUUGAAAAAGAAAAUCUAUUUUACAGAAAUAUUAUAUAAUAUUUUUGGUUGUAUUUGUUCAUAUACCUAACUUGCCAGUAACUUUAAGUAAUAAUAAUAUACUGGAACUUCGCUUGGAUCCGCCAAAAAUCAAUAGUUUACAUGUUAGUGUAAACUGAUCGCUCUAUCAUAAGACUGUUUAUAACAAAUAAAGUAACGGAUAUUAA